AUGGCGGCGCUGGGCAGCAAGAAGCGGAGCGGCGCGGCGCUCUGGGCCGCCCCCUGCCCCCCGCCCGCCCGCGGCCUCGACAACGGCCUCCCGCCCCACAAGCGGCCCAAGAGCGGCGAGGCGGCCGCCGCCGACGACCCCUUCGGCGAGCAGGACGACUUCACGGCCGACGAGCUGGAGGAGAUCGACAUCCUGGCGUCGCAGGCGCUGUCGCAGGGCGGCGGCGAGGCCCCGCCGAGGGGCGCCGGGGGCGCGCGGGCCUCCUUCGCGCUGGGCAACGGCAGCGCGCAGCCGGCGGGCGGCGGCCUCGCCGGCGGCAGGAGGAGAGGUCGGAAGGAUCCCUGUUGUACGCGAGCAGCCGCUGCUGCGGGCCCCGUUGGCAGCCGCAGUGCCCCUCAGGAGGGACAGGGCCGCGGUCAUAAACRCAGCACAGGGCCGCCAGCUUCUACACGUGCUGGCACUGCUGAAAGUAUUAAAAAGCAUGUGGUGGUGGAUAACACAAUUUUGAAACGUUGGAUCAUUGCUGAUGCUCCUCGUUCCUGCCUCUGUUUUUUUCCUGGUACAGGAAGCAGUGCAGACGAUAGUCUGAUUAGAGAUGCAUUCCAGUUUGAAGUAUUGCAAACACAGCACGACGAAAUUAAACAAAAGCUGAAAGAAAUGCAAGAUGAAAUUCUUACUAAAAAUGGAGAAAUUAAAAUAUUGCGAGACUCAAUGCAGCAGAUGGAGUGUGCUAUAGAGGAACAGAAAAAAUCAUAUAUGCUCCUAGAACAGGAAAAAUCUCAGAUGCUAAGYGAAAAAGAAAAAGAGUUCUCCAAAAAGUUGAUGUCAUUACAGUCAGAGUUGCAGUUCAAAGAUGCAGAAAUGAAUGAGUUAAGAACACGACUUCAGAACUGUGAAAGAAACAGGCUUGUUACUCAAACAUUUUUAACACCAAGUCCUAAAAAAAACCAUGCAAUCCCAGUGAAAUCAGAAGGAUGUUCUCCGCAGCCUGGAAAAAGAUCUUUUCCUACAAAAGAAUCUUUCAAUGCUGAAAUGUCCACUAGACCAUCUUCCUCUUCAGGAAAUCUGUUGAUCCAGAGCUCUUUGAUCAAGGAAGAGAACAAGAUACUUGAUCCUGAAGUUUUAUCUGUGAAGCAAGAAGCAAAGGGAAAAAACAGUUCCUACAACUCUGUACAGAAGCCAAACACUCAAGGUUCUAUCUUACUAAAUGCACUAAUGAAGCAGCCUAUUGUCCCUGGGUCAUUUCUGGGGCUCUGUCAUCUUCUUAGCAGUAACUCUGAUGCUCUACCAGGAGCUGUCUUGAAGCCUAAGUUUUUGGAUUCGAAGUCCACAGGAAUACCCAGCAUGAGGACAACUCGAGAAGAAACUGCUUCUCUUUUACCCCUGAGAGAAGCGCAGAAACUUGCAGUGACAGGAUUGAACCUGAUUGCUAUGGAUGAAGGGUCAUCUGAAGGACAUCAAGCAGAAGGUGGGGAAGAGUUUUCACACCUCAAACGCUGCAAGAUUCGAGGUGCUGCACAUCUCUUGCCCUUGGUAGAACACUAUGUUGGGGCAUACUGUCAAGCAGUACAGCUGGCAGACAAGUCAGUAACUGGUUCCUGUGGAAGCCAUUCAGUUGUUUCUUCCAGAACUAACACAAAUGUGGUAUCAAGUAAGGAAGACUUCAGAUCAUCUCUUGAAGAAACGACAGUUGUGUCUCUGGGCAUUCUUUAUUAUUUGGCAUUUUAUAGCUGGGAGGUUGUUCACACAUUGCUUUCUUCGGAAGUGGAAAGAGACUCUGCUGUUGGAGAUGAGCAGAUUUCCAAGAUGGACAAAAAUACAUUGCGUGAUGAUCAGUGCAGUCAUAAAGAAGAUGCCAGGACACAAGGAGGAUCACAUGUUGCUCCCCAGGAUGAACCUAAUGCUGAUCGAGCUCAACAUUCUUUGUUCAAAAAGCUGCUUCAGGUUUUAGCUUUUUCUUCUACAAAAGGUUCCCAGAUUGAURGUAUACUGACCCAAAGCCUAAAGGUUUUGGUAAAAUUAGCUGAAAACUCAACAAUGGACUUGCUAAUAAAUUUUCAGGACUUAUUAAAUAGCCAGACACUGGUCCAUUGUGUGUGUCCAGAGACCCCUUUGCAUGCUGUCCUUUUGACCGUGAGACUCCUCUCUAUAUUUGCUCAACACCACGUGUUGGUUGCUCAACUUUGUUCUCAUUCAGACACCUGCCUUCUUCUUGCACUGUACAUGUAUAUUACAUCAAGACCAGAUAAAUCUGCACCUGAAAUGCUUUGGCUUCGGUUAGAACAAGAGACACUUAGACUCCUGACAAGUUGCRUGCGCUGUUCCAGUCCAGCAGUUUCACUCCUUGCCACUGACUGCCAAUGUAACCUUGAGGUGGUUAAGGCACUAAUUAUCAUGUUGCACAGACAGUGGAUGAAGAUCAGAAGGUCUGAGAGCAGCUUGUGUACCUACAAAGAACACAUUCUUCAGUUUUUACGGGACGCUGUUUUACUCUUACACAGCCUAUCUCAGAAAGAUAAACUGUUUCAUGAACACUGUUUGGAAGUUCUCCAUCAAUAUGACCAAGCCAUGCCUGGUGUAAGAGCCAUUCUCAAAAAAACUAAAAAGUUGAGCGCCUGUGAAGAGCUGAUUUUGGAUGAAUUGUAUCCUCCUGAGCCAGAAGCAGAAGAUCAAGGAAUGGACUCCAGCUAGCGAACAUCUAGCAAGAUCUCUAUCCUUCCUUAGCUAAAACUUAUCAAUCAUUGUCAGCGUAAAUCUGAAAUUUAAAUGAGCUAUUUAAUUUUUAAGUUCAUAAAGAUGUAACUGAUAUCAAAGAAAAUGUGAUGUAAGAAACAAUUAUACUGAAAUUAUACUGAAAUGUAUUGUUUUGCUAUGCAAAACUACUUGUUGGCCUAUGAAUCGUUUUCCUUAUGAAUUUCAUUCCUCAUGAAAUCGCUGUGAAUGAACUGAAACUUCACUAUUGUGUUCUCCAUUUUAUUGUGACUACAGCCUUGUGAUGUUGAAGGUGAUAGAUGUUGGGAUCACUGAGCUGAUACGGAAGUGUUUUGAAAAUAUUUUCUCUGUUCUGUAUCUUUUACAGCUGUAACUUUCUUGCUUGAUUUCGAGAAUUCUCAUGCUGACAUUAGUAAAUAGUUUACUGU
Messenger RNA from Nothoprocta perdicaria, 3140 nucleotides. RefSeq names its product ATR interacting protein (gene ATRIP). The record is from RefSeq and is a predicted model, not a curated record. The transcript is spliced from 13 exons. Gene Ontology annotation, biological process: DNA repair; DNA damage checkpoint signaling. Bases 1 to 2691 code for a protein of 896 amino acids. Lineage: Eukaryota; Metazoa; Chordata; Aves; Tinamiformes; Tinamidae.